CGACGAGUCGCGAAGUUUGGCUCUGUGCGGUGGGGGCAGCUGGGGGUUGCGCGCGGGUUGCCUUGACGCCGGCCAGGGGCCGCUCCUCGCCUGCCGGGCCGCCGCGGAUGAAAUGGACAUCCUGAGGGCUCCAUGGAGCGACAUUGGCAGUGCAUUAAUGUUAAAAUAAAUAAAAUAUAGCUGCUGGCCAUCUUGCUGCCAAUCAGCAUCAUGCAGAUUCUGUGUUGUGCAUCUGAGUGAGUUCAAAGGAACUGCUGUUACAUUUGAGAAGGCUUGGAAGGCAAUUCUGCAAUAAAGAGUGUCUGGAACUGACAAAGGAUUACAUCUUGAUAAAAGCAAAAUGGAUAAAAAAGCAUUUGAGAUGGUGCUUGAUGAAAUUAGAAAGGCUGUGUUGAUGGAAUACAAAUUAAAAGCUAUUGAAUAUGUACACGGGUACUUUUCUAGCGAACAGAUUGUUGAAUUACUGAGGUACUUUUCUUGGGCUGAACCACAGUUAAAAGCAAUGAAGGCAUUACAACAUAAAAUGGUAGCUGUUUCUGCAGCAAAAGUGGUUAACAUCCUGAACUGCUUCACUUUUAGCAAAGACAAGCUUAUUGCACUAGAACUGUUGGCUUCCAAUAUUAUUGAUGCUCAGAAUUACCGCCUUAUUGAAGAUCUCUUCAGAACUAGCAUGUCUGAGAAGAAGAGAUGCAGGAGAAUUCUUGAACAGGCUUCCAAAGCAGGGUGUAAAGCACCUCACGCUAUGAUAUCUUCCUGUGGCAUGAUUCCAGGAAACCCUUACCCAAAAGGAAAGCCCAGCCGCAUAAAUGGAAUUUUCCCGGGGUCACCUGUCAAAAAGGAGAAUGAAGACUACACUAAUGAAGGCAAGGGAAUAGCAGCUCGUAUCCUUGGACCAUCCAAACCAGCCCCAGCAACAUACAAUCCACACAAGCCUGUUCCUUAUCCUAUCCCUCCUUGUCGGCCACAUGCAACCAUUGCACCAAGUGCUUACAACAAUGCUGGUCUUGUUCCACUGGCCAAUGUCAUAGCUCCAGGCUUGCCAGCUCCACCACCAUAUGCUUCUAGUCAUGUAGGAACAGAAAAUGGAGAACUUUCCAAUCCGACAAAAUCUUCCCAAAGCCAAGCUUUUGCUACACAAACGAAUCAUCUCUUUACACCUCAUGGUUCUAACCCUGCUGCUACUCCAGCCCCAACCCCAUCAUCUGUUAAGGCAAUAAGCCACUCGUCGGCACUUGCAUCGCCAAUCAUCCCAGGGAUAAGCAUGUCCACCCCUGUCCUUCCUGCCUUCUCUGGGCAGGUUAUCUCUUCGGUCCACCCAUCACAGCCAUCGACUCCAACCCCUACUGUCAUCAAAUCCCAUUCGCUGCCUGGUGUUCCUGCCACAUCUGCUCAUUGUGCCACCUCUGCUCCCCUCCCUUCAACUUUUUCUGGGCUGGCUUCCGUGCUCUCUGCCACAGCAGCUCCGCAAGGGCUCUCCACGUCAUGUGCCACUCCUGUACCAAGCGAAGCUUUUGCAUCUGCUUCUACACCAUUUGCCAGCCUGCCCUUUUCCGCCGCAUCUGUCACUGCCUCAGCUAAUAACCCUAAUUCAUUGUCAUCUGCUUUUGCUGGCCUUCCUUUGUCCUUGACACCCACCCCUCAAGGGAUAGCUAGUCCUCUUCCAUCCACCAUUGCUGGUUCUCCUGCCACUAGCCUGCCUUGCCCACUUAACUUGCCUAACCCACUCCUGUCAGUCUUGAAGGGAUUCCUGUCUGUAAACGAUAGCUCAAUAAUUAAUUCGGCUGAGCUUGCCUCUCUAUCUGGUCUUGCCAGCCAGAAUUCUGAAGCCCCCUCUUCGUCCGGUAACAAAUGUUACACUCCAACUGCUACCUCUGCCCUCCAGCACCCUUCCACUUCAGGGCUGCCCAUUUUCCCAGGGCUUCCAUCUCAGCCUGGGGUUAACAAUAGCGCAACUCCCCCAACGCAGUCCCCAUUAACUGCAGGGCCGUCGUCCAUUAUGCCCAUCAGUUGUGUUUCCUCAGCUGCUCACGCACAUUGCCCAAGCCCUGCUAAUCCCGAACAGCAGGCCUCAUCCACACCAGCCGCCACACCAAUUCCUGCACUGGUCAAAACUGAGCCCACCAGCCCUACAAUUUCAGGUUUCAAAGGCCCUUCCCAUUCUUCCGGACCUUCUCAUAGCACUUCAGGCUUGUCAGCACUUGGCCAUGCAUAUACCUCCACUAGUUCUUUGCCAGGCAGUUCCCUGAAUCCAGCACUCUCUAGCCUCUCCUCCUUGAGCUCCUCUCUCAACAGCUCUCCUUCCAUUGCCCCACAUGGCUCAUCUGCUCCAAUAGCCCCAGUAUAUAAUGCACUUCCUCCAUUCACUUCACUGGCCAGCAGUUUUGCUUUUGCCGGCAACCCAGCACUUACCCCAACGGGGUCUCUCUUGCCCAUUCCACCUACGACUACGUCAGGCAUUCCUGCCCCCCAUGUGAGCUCUGCGACCAGUGCCCUCCCGACGCUCAUCGCUUCAGCGGCUGCUCCAGCUCCACCAUUCCCCCUUAACUUGUGCAGCGCCGUCCCUUCGCUGUUUUCUGUUCCUCAAGUACCUCUAGGCUCAUGCAGCUCAUCCUUCCCUCCUUUCCCUGUCUCUAACACUCCCUCUGUCACUCCUGCUCUCCCUUCUUUCCCUGGGCUCCAGGCAUCUUCUACAGUAGCAGCAGUUGCACCACUGCCGGCAGCUGCCACAGCCCCAUCUCCGGCUCCAGUGCUGCCAGGGUUUGCCUCGGCCUUUAGCUCAAACUUCAACUCUGCACUUGUUGCACAGGCCGGCCUGACUUCUGGGCUUCAGGCCCCUGGAAAUACAGUUUUCCCUGGACUCCUCUCUCUUCCUGGCAUCCCUGGACUUGCCCAGAGUGCUACACAGUCUUCCCUGCAGGAACUUCAGCACAGUGCAGCUGCACAGUCUGCAUUACUGCAGGCACACACUGCGUCUGCUCUGGAGAACUAUGCAUCCCAACCAGAUGGUUUUACUACAUAUCCCCCAGCACCAGGAACACCUGGAGCCCCCUUUUCCUUACAGGCAAGUCUUCCCCAGAGUGGAUGGCAAUAAAGAGCAUAUUUUUCACCUGCAGAGAAACCGCUCCUUGAAGAAAGCAGUGAUGGCUUGGCAAAGUCCCUGAUGAUGCUUCCAUUGAAGGCUUUGGGGGGUGGGCAAGGAAGGGAUACAUGAACUUCCGUGUGUAGCACUCAAGAGGAAGAGAAGAGGAUUCAACGUAGCUGUUAUUUCCAGGCUACAAAAAACUGGACUAUUUUUUAAAAAAACUUUUUAUCAGUAAUACAAAGCACUGACAAUUUUCUAUUCCCUUGUAAGUAGAUGAGGUUGAGAGCGUUUGGACCCUCAUAGGAUCUUUUAAAAAUGCAGAUAUUAUUGAUCCUUCUUUUAAACUAAUAAUUUGCUGUGGUAUUCGUGUCACACGUUCUCAGGAUUUAUUCUCUGCAAUGCAUGUUGUAUGUGUAUUUGAUAAAAUGGAAAUGUAGAUCAGGCUCCCUCUUCGCACAUGCUCAGACACCCCACUCUCUUCAAGUAUUAGGUCUUGUGUGUCUGCGAAGCACUAUUCAUUGUCACCCUCUGAUCUCAUGCCUAUUUUAUUAUUUUUAUUGCCUUUCCCAUCCAGGUCCACUCAGAUAUUUGUCACUGGAGGUAGUAAUAUUUAUCAACAUGAGCUUAUUCUUUACACCUGCAUGCAUCCUACCAUCUAUCAGUAUUUUUUCACUUUUCUAGGAUGCCAGGAACACUGCUAUAUAUAGGUAUAUUGGGUUUAAAAAAACCACAAAACUUUAUGCAAGACCAGAUUUGAGAGUACAAUUCUUUUAGGUCAUGUAAGAGAUCAUGGUUUGCAUUCUGUAAUUAACUUGUAUUUUGUGUCCCAUUCAUGGUAAUGACUCCAAUACAUCAAUUAUGUAUCAAAUUUUGCCUAAAAUGUCGAAGACCUGCUGAUUUGUGAACCAGGUUUCCUUUUUCCUUUUUUUUUUUUGG
Zootoca vivipara (common lizard) is the source of this 4018-nucleotide messenger RNA. RefSeq names its product proline and serine rich 1 (gene PROSER1). The record is from RefSeq and is a predicted model, not a curated record. NCBI's taxonomy places the organism in Eukaryota, Metazoa, Chordata, Lepidosauria, Squamata, Lacertidae.